UCGGUGGCUGCCACCUGUCGGCUGCCGCCGCCGCCGCCCCAGCGCGGCCAGCUGUGCGGGCAGUUCGUCGCUGUGGGUCUGUUGCGUUGGUCCGCCGCUGCGCAGUUCCAGAAUCUCACCGCGGAGCUAUGAAGGCUGCUGUCGUGGACACGGGUCGCUCUGCGCGACUACGAGCGGGUAUGAAGACUCCCCGCGCCCGGGCGGCGUCGGUCGACUGUGCCGAUCAGGUGCAGCUGUACCUGAACCGCCUGACCGCCCUGGUGCCCUCUGCGCCCAAACACCGGCGGCUCUCCAGGCUGGAGGUGAUUCAGUAUGUCAUCGACUACAUCUGUGACCUGGAGGACACCCUACUCGGCCGCCAGCUGCCGCGCCACAGCGAGCGAGAGGACACCGAAAAUGGUGACGACGCGAGCGAGCGCCCCAGGACGGCCGCCCACGCGAGGACGGCGCCGACCGCUCCGACCGAGGGUGACUCACAGGAGGAUAUGGACCGGUCUGGUCAGCCGCCGCCGCCGCCGCCAGCUGCUGGCUCGUAACCGCCCGCCGGACCGGAGGUGCGUCCGGCUGCCGGCCACCUGCGACCACUGCUCGCCCUCUGUGCGGCGGACCCGUCGAGCGAAACCGGCACCGGAUCGACGUGGGAGCCGAGCUGGGAGCGCGCCUGGUCCGCCGCCGAUCUGCGGGUCUGUCCCCCCGGGGACCGUUGGUGGGGUGGGGGGCGACCGGAGCCGCCCCCUCGGCGGGGACACCAGCUGUCCCAGCCAUCUGUCCCACAGCCGGACGGACGGACGGACGGGACAGAUGUGACAGACACACAGGCCGGGUGUGACAGAUGAACGAGCCGCUGCCGGCUGCUCGAACGGGUCGAUAUUACCCCGUGAUCGGCCCGCACCGUCCUCCUGAUAUUUUAUUUGACUGACGUACGUACACUGACGGAUCCAGAAAGGUGGUAUUGAACGCUGCGAGGGGCAUUUUCCCAAAAACAUAAGAUUUUAAAAUCUCCUCGGAUUUCGCUUUCUCGUGCAUUGCGGUGCAAUGUACAUAAUGAUAAUUGUUUCGUAUAAAUGUUCCCUCGUUUUCUUUCUCUGCAAGGAAAACGACACCCUUUUAUCAAUAGCUGACACUGCAGAAGGGACGAUUGCCCCUACAUAAUGCCUCCUCUACAUGGAUCCGUCAGUGUAACGCACUGAAUGUUUAGUGUUGAACCCCGUCGGAUAGACGGGUCGCAGAUAUCAUAAGUUAUCGUCAAACCUGUACCACCAUUCGUGACAAUGAUGGAGCCCCUAACUGGCAUUGUUAAAACCACAGAAUGGUCAUUAGUUUCGGCCACUCUGGCGUCCCAUCCCCAGUCCGUCAGCUGCGGCCACGGACCCAUCUGUGUGCCGACUGCAUUGUCCACCCAAUCCGGUGUGAGUGUCUGGCCAGUCGGAACGCUCUCUGACCGAGGGUGUCUCCCUCCCCGCUGAACACAUAGGAGUGUCGCGGCAGCAGCUGUGCACACUGUCCGCCCCUCCCCUCUCCGGUCUACCCUCCUCCCCGUGCAAACACCACAUCCGUGAGCCGACCGAUUCGCCGUCUGUCGCCCGUUCGAGCCGCGGCGCUAUCUUUUGUUGCGGGUGUUUGUAUAUUGUUAUCUGUAUCUGUGAUAUGAAUUAUAUAUAGCGUGUUUGUGUACGUGUCGUGCUCGUGUGUGACACUGUCUAGUAGCCGGAGUGGCCAAGUACAAAGUGUGACGUGACGUGUGUGCACGGUGGGUGACGGUGUCGUGACGGGCGCCGUCACGUGUCGAGAAAUACACAGCUGUUAGAAAUG
This is a messenger RNA of Amphibalanus amphitrite, 1812 nucleotides long. RefSeq names its product DNA-binding protein inhibitor ID-4-like. Gene Ontology annotation, molecular function: transcription regulator activity; protein dimerization activity. Lineage: Eukaryota; Metazoa; Arthropoda; Thecostraca; Balanomorpha; Balanidae. Bases 129 to 536 code for a protein of 135 amino acids. Gene Ontology annotation, cellular component: cytoplasm; nucleus. Gene Ontology annotation, biological process: negative regulation of transcription by RNA polymerase II; cell differentiation; circadian regulation of gene expression. The transcript has 2 exons. The record is from RefSeq and is a predicted model, not a curated record.